Staurois parvus is the source of this 291-nucleotide messenger RNA. NCBI's taxonomy places the organism in Eukaryota, Metazoa, Chordata, Amphibia, Anura, Ranidae. The record is from the annotation of a GenBank genome assembly.
UGGAGCCACAGUGUGGCGGUGGAGGCAGCAGCAAUGGGAGACCAUACAGCACCCUAUGACAAAAUGGAACCCACCAGCAGUGUGAGGAGACCUGAAAGUGGCACAUGGCAGAGUGUGGCGAUGGAGACAGCAGCAAUGGGAGGCCGUACAGGGACCCAUGACACACUCUGGACCUGGCAGCAGCAUGAGGAGGCGGUACAGGGGCCCAUGGCAGAGUGGCGAAGCCAGCAGCGUGGGGAGACGACUAUCAAGAGUCCAAUGGCAGAGUGGCGGAGCGGAAGCAGCUUCAAU